AAAUACAAAAGUGAAAAAAGAAAAAAGGAAACAGUUUUAGAGAGAGAGAGAGAGAGAGAGAGAAUGGGGGUAUCAUCGGAGUUGGAAACACUGAGCGAAGAUGAAAGAAGAGCUCUUAGAGGAAGCAAAUUCGCACCUCUCCCUUCUUUACCUUCUUCUUCUCACCGUUCCCAACCCAGGUUGGCGCACCCAGGAGGACCGUUGAGGACGAACAAGGCGGCGGCAUUGGCGAAGUUUCUAGAAAGAAAGCUACAGGAGCCUGACGGUUUGGCCUCUAUCAAUCCCGAUCUCGUCGAAAUCGCUGUCCAAAAUGCCAAACGCACCGUUUUGCCUUCUUGUGGUACGUCAAAUUCAGGAACCACUAUUCAACAUGUAGACUCCUUUGGUGACACUGAGGAUUCUUUUGAAGAAGGAAAAGAGGAAAAGAAACAAAAGAAGAACAAGAACAAGAACAAGAAAAAUAACAAGAAGAACAAAAAAGAGAAGAAAGAAAAGAGGAAAAAUAAAAAACGAAAGUUUGCUGAGGAUCCUGGAAAUGCUGUAGUCAAGAAGUGCAAACAAAAAUUGAAAUUGUGAUUAGAUUGAAGUUAUGAAAAUUCUAUACCUGAAAAUUAGUUAUAAUAUGUUUGAUUGUGUAAAAUAUUCUUUGGCUGAGUGCAAUCUAGUACCAGUUAUUUACCCUCUGAUUUUUGGAGGAUAUGUGUAUUAGGAAGUUUUAAGUGCAACUUACCUUGGAUUGUAAUCCACAUGCUCCAUUCUUAGUUGCACAAUUGAAUUUGUGUCUUGUUCCCAGGAAAUAAUUGUCAAGUUGCAAAUGAGGCAUUUGGUUGAAGUGAUAUA
Messenger RNA from Quercus lobata, 840 nucleotides. RefSeq names its product E3 ubiquitin-protein ligase. The transcript has 5 exons. NCBI's taxonomy places the organism in Eukaryota, Viridiplantae, Streptophyta, Magnoliopsida, Fagales, Fagaceae. The record is from RefSeq and is a predicted model, not a curated record. Bases 64 to 576 code for a protein of 170 amino acids.